UUGGGGAUUAGCAGAUGCAAACUGGUAUACAGAGAAUGGACAAACAAUAAGGUCCCACUGUGUAGCACAGGGAACUAUAUUCAAUAUCCUGCAAUAAACCAUAAUAGAGGAGAUGCCGCCGUUAGCCCUGCAGCCACCGCGGAGCUGAUACUGCUCUGAGCCAGCCAGCCGCCGGGAGUGGGGUGGCAGUGCAAACAUGAAUGUUGGAGCUGCCCACAGUGAGGUGAAUCCAAAUACCCAUGUAAUGAACAGCCGGGGUAUGUGGCUGACAUAUGCUUUGGGAGUUGGCUUGCUUCAUAUCGUUUUACUCAGUGUUUUACCCUUCUUCAGUGUUCCUGUUGCUUGGACCUUAACAAAUGUUAUACAUAAUCUGGGCAUGUAUGUAUUUCUGCAUGCAGUAAAAGGAACACCAUUUGAAACUCCUGACCAGGGUAAAGCGAGGCUCCUAACUCAUUGGGAACAACUGGACUAUGGAGUACAGUUUACAUCUUCAAGGAAGUUUUUCACAAUUUCUCCAAUAAUUCUAUAUUUUCUGGCAAGUUUCUAUAUGAAGUAUGAUCCAACUCACUUCAUCUUAAACACAGCUUGUCUCCUGAGCGUGCUAAUUCCCAAAAUGCCACAGCUACAUGGUGUUCGGAUCUUUGGAAUUAAUAAGUAUUGA
Globicephala melas (long-finned pilot whale) is the source of this 661-nucleotide messenger RNA. NCBI's taxonomy places the organism in Eukaryota, Metazoa, Chordata, Mammalia, Artiodactyla, Delphinidae. The record is from RefSeq and is a predicted model, not a curated record.